GGGUAGUGCAAACAACAUUACCCGGGGGAUGCAACGUUGUAUACUUGACUUGAGGUUGUAAUAUUUUUUUAAUUCAUAUUUACCAUUUAAUGUACACGAAUUGCUUUUUCAAACGUAUUUCCGAUCAUGCCGAUUUAACUGGUUGCAGUGCGUAAACUAAAAUAACGACUCAGAACUACAAACAUCGUUGAAUGUGGACAAAGUGGACGCUUGUUUCGUAACACUUCUUUUUUAUUUUUCUUACAAGUUUCUGACACACAUCUGGGACACUUUUUCAUACCUGUAACUGUUUUAAGACCGUCUUACUAAAGUGAAGGGAUGAAAACACGGUCGUCUUCUCCGCCCGUUCAUGUUCAUAUCCCAGACUCCACAUCUGUGCAUGUUCACCUGAAGAAGAGCCCACAGAGGAGCCAGCAGGCAAAAGUGAGCAGUUUGCGAUCCACUGCCAGUGUGAAGGUCCGAGCUCCAUGGGUUCCUCCUGGAAAGAGCUCAACACGAAGACAGUACAAAUGGGAGGGGGCUACUCGCUGCUUGGAGAUCACUCCUGGACUCUCCUCUUCCUCACCUCCACUCCGGCUCACUGACCUGUCCAGUGAAGAAGAGGAUCCAGGAGGAGCCAUCAACAAAUAUGAGAGAAAACUCGAAAGCCUAAUGUCGGAGGUUGACUGUUUAAAAAAUGAGGUGAAAUUACGGCAAGCAGAGGAGCACCUGAAGCACCAGUCACAGCAGCUGAGUGCCUGUCAGCAUUUGAUUGACCAGCAUGAGGAAAGACUUGAGGAAGCUAGUAAAAGCUUGAGGAGGUCAAAACGUGAAAACACAGAUCUGCGUAGCUCUGCAGACGGGACACAGGGUGAACCUGGAGAAAUCAGAUCAGAUGCAGGACCACUGCACCAGGAGCUAGAAACUCUGCUGAGGAAACUGGUGGAAGCUGAAAUUGAUGGUCAGGCCGCAGCCAAACAAGUGGUGCUUCUGAAGGAAUCUGUGGGCAAACUCAAAAAGGAGAAAAAACAGUCAAAGGUAAACUCGGAUCAGCUGGGCCGUCAACAUGAGCUACUUGAACAGAAGUUGGACAAAUUUGUGGAGACAAACCGAACUCUCAGACGCCUUUUGAGGGAGCAGCAUGGGCGUGAGACAGAUGCUUUGAAGAUGACUGAUGAGAGAGAGAUUCUAAUGAGGAAGCUAGCAGAUUCUGAAGCUGAGAGAAGGAAACUUGAGACUAAACUUAGCAGGAGAGAAAGAGAGGCCAAUCAGAUGGCUGAGAAUUUGGAAACUGAAAAGGAGCAUAUGAAAGCCACAGGAGAGCUGUCCAAGGUUCUUGAAUCAACCCGCAGUCGCUUGCAGAACAAUCUGCUUAAGAAGGAAGCUGAAAAUAAACGUCAGGAGGCUCAGAUCCAAAGACUGGAAGAGACACUGCAGCAUCAGCAGGAUGAGGUUCAAGGCCUGCUGGAGCAGAUGAGAGAGUUGAAGCAGCACUGUGAAGGAGACGUCCACAAACAGGUCUUGGAGGAACACAGAAAACAGGCAGAGAAAAGUGUGAAUACUGCUGCACAGCUUUCUGCACAGCUCCUGGAAAAGGAGGCUCAGUUAACAGAGGCUCUCUCCAGUGCUGAGGAGCUUCAGCAGCGUUUCUCCAAACAGAGCCGAGAGAAAAGCCAGCUGGAGCUGCAGAUCACCACCUUAAAUAAUCGUCUCAGUGAGUUGAGUGAUCAGUUGUGCAGUUGUGAGCAGAAGUCCUGUGCCGAGAGAGAGGGUCUUCUCAACCGUCUGCACUUCCUCACCUCAGAAAACACUUCCACCAAACUGGAGAACCAGAGACUCAAGAGCACUCUGUCAGCUGCAGAGGACAGGCUGUGUUUGUCUCAGGCUGAGGUGCAGCAGCUGAAGGUCUCACUCAAAGACUUCGAGAGUCUGGUGGAAGGCUACAAAAGUCAGUUGCAGAAGACGCAUCUGGAGUCUGAGCAAUGGAGGCUGAGACUGGAGAUGAUGGAGGAGGCGGCAGAAAGCGAGCGUGUGGAGGUGGACAGAGAGAUGGAGCAUGGCCGCAAGCAGCUCCAGGCCCGGAUGAAAGAGAUGGAGAAGCUGCGCGAAGCUCUAAAGCUCCUGGAGGAUGAGCUCAGAGAGACCAAAGAGAACCGGAUCAUCCAGGACAGGAGAAACACUGAACACAGCUGCGCUCUGGCUGAACUCAGGACAAAAGUGGAGCAGCAGAGUAGUAAAAUAGAGUCACUCCAGGAGAAGAACUUAUUUCUGCUUGAAGAAAAUAUGCAGCUGAAACGCUCAACGGAAAGCAUUGAAAGGAAGAUGGAGGACACGAGUGCUCAGAACAAGGAUCUUCUUCAGCUGGUCUCCAAGCGUGAAGAGACCAUCAAGAGCUGCCAGCAGCAUCUGGAGGAGAAGAGCCGCGAGUGUGAGUGUCUGUUCAGACAGCUGGAGCAGAGCAGAGUGGAGGCACAGAGACAGGGGGAGCAGAGUCUGGAGCGGCUGAUUUCUAAAGAGCGAUCCACUCAGUCCAGAAUGCUGGAUCUGGAGAGCCAACUGAGCCUGGCCAAAAAUGAGCUGAGUCAAACACGCCGCAGCAAAGAUGAUAUGGAGAAGAGAUUUCAGUGUAAACUACAAGACAUGAAGAAUCAGCUGGAGCAGGUGAACAGCUCAAACCGCAGCCUGCAGAACUACGUCAACUACCUUAAAGCUUCAUACGCUGAUGUGUUUGGAGACUCCUCGCUGACCAGCGCACUCAAUCCACACAUCUGAUUUAUCAAAUGUUAAAACUGUCAUUUACUAAUCCUCAUGUCAUGCCGAAAUGCCGAUGAUUUUUUUUGUCUCUGGGGAAAAAUCCUGUGGAUUCACUACGCAUGUGUUUCAGUAAAAUUGUAAUAUUUGUUUCAUUUUAUAAAGGUCUUUAUUUAUUUGUUGUGACUGAAAAAUCAAGGUUAUUCCAAGUUAAAACAUGGGUAUUGUGGAAAAUAAUAAUACUGUGAUUUUAAAUUUGGAUUUGGAAAGAAAUGCCAUCACAUUUUUUACGAUAACUUUACUAAACAAAAAAUGACUAAUGCAGAGAGACAAAAUGUAAAAGCGCUCUCAUUUUAUAUCUGUCCACUGGAAAUAAGGUUAGAAAAGUUAUGGAAUAACAUGAGGAUAAAUAAAAGUCAAUCUUUUUUCAUGAUGCAGUUCUUUUUACCCAUAAUGUACUUGAAUUUGUUUUGUUAACUUUUUAAUAAAACAUCAUUGCGACA
Molecule: messenger RNA, 3233 nt
Organism: Danio rerio (zebrafish)
Lineage: Eukaryota; Metazoa; Chordata; Actinopteri; Cypriniformes; Danionidae
Gene: odf2b
Product: outer dense fiber of sperm tails 2b
Cellular component (GO): centriole; spindle pole; motile cilium
Source: RefSeq, marked provisional